AUGGCAUCGACCACCGCACCCGCGCCCACGCCGCCGCCGCCUCUCCUCAUCACCGUCCGCUUCUCCAGCGGCCUUGCCGAUCUCGCCAUCGACGUGCCCACGCCCGACACCACCACCGUGCUCGCCUUCAAGCACAACCUCCGCCAGCGCAUCGCCUCGCGCAGCCGCUUGCGGCUCAUCUACCAGGGCCGCAUCCUCCUCGACGGCGCCUCCCUCGCCGCCGUUCUGAAACCGCUCCCCGCCGCGCCGCCAGCAGCAGCAGCAGCAGCAGCCUCCGAUCCCAAGGGUAAAGCCGUCGACAAGCCGCGCCCGAUUCGCGUCUACCUCAACUGCUCUAUUGGCGACGAGCUGAGCACCGCGGAGCUCGACGCCGAAGAGGCCGAGGCCGCGAAGCCCCCACAAGGCGGUGGCGGGGACCAGACUGCAGCAGCGGCGGCCGGAUCGGCGGCGUGGAAAAAGCCGCGGCCGAGGGGCUUUGAUAGGCUGUUGCAGGCGGGCUUCACGCCGUCGGAGAUUGCGACGCUGCGGACGCAGUUUGCGAGCAUCCGUACGGAGCGCUUCGCCUCCGACGCCAUGCCCUCGCCCGACACGAUGCGCGGCAUGGAGGACGCCUGGAUCGACGGCAACGCCGGCGAGCUGCCGUCGUCGACGAUCGCGGGCGGCGCGCUCGACGACGACAUGGCCAACAUGUCGACCGUGCUCGACGUCCUCAUCCGCGCCAUGAUGAUUGGCUUCUUCUUCCCGCUCGGAAGCAUGACCUGGCUGCUGCGCCAGGACGUCUGGGGCGAAAAGUGGCGCAUCUUUGUCGGCUCCGGCGUCGUCCUGAGCUUGACCGUCGGCGUCUUCAUGACCAUGGGGAGCGAGCAUUAG
Beauveria bassiana ARSEF 2860 is the source of this 870-nucleotide messenger RNA. RefSeq lists its product as uncharacterized. The record is from RefSeq and is a predicted model, not a curated record. Gene Ontology annotation, biological process: protein processing. The transcript has a single exon. Gene Ontology annotation, cellular component: endoplasmic reticulum; Dsc E3 ubiquitin ligase complex. The coding region runs from base 1 to 870 and encodes 289 amino acids. NCBI's taxonomy places the organism in Eukaryota, Fungi, Ascomycota, Sordariomycetes, Hypocreales, Cordycipitaceae. Gene Ontology annotation, molecular function: protein binding.